Liolophura sinensis is the source of this 3171-nucleotide messenger RNA. Its product is annotated as toll-like receptor 4. NCBI's taxonomy places the organism in Eukaryota, Metazoa, Mollusca, Polyplacophora, Chitonida, Chitonidae. Gene Ontology annotation, molecular function: protein binding; transmembrane signaling receptor activity. The record is from RefSeq and is a predicted model, not a curated record. The coding region runs from base 230 to 2860 and encodes 876 amino acids. Gene Ontology annotation, biological process: immune response; toll-like receptor signaling pathway; inflammatory response. The transcript has 2 exons. Gene Ontology annotation, cellular component: plasma membrane.
CAUAACCACUGUUUAUUGCACACCGUAACUUGAGCAUCAAAUUUCUAUGAAAACAAGUGCUAGGCAUAAACCUGUCUGCAGUGUGUUAAUUCAUCGGAAAUAGGACAGCUUCAGGCUCAGACCAGUUGUUACCACACCUCAUGUCUACCAGUACACAAGUCAGCCAAAAGGUAAAGCUCUGGUGAACAGAGUAAAAGUCUACCCAAAACAGAAUUGGACACAGUGCUUCAUGCCAACGAUGUUUUUAGGUCUAGUCCACGCCACCCUGGCAGCCAUGAUAGCAUCAGUUUCUCAAGGAGACAUUCAGCAGAGGACAGGUCACUAUUUGCUGGAAAACCCAUCUCCACUACCAUGGAUUUGUCAGAGCCUUUGUUCAUGUGCGCUGGAUGGCCACUCAAAAUUAUACCAUGGCAACUGUUCAUAUCGGCAACUGGACAGGCUGCCAAACAAUUUAUCAUCCAGCUUUGUAAAUCUGAACUUCAGCCAUAACUUCAUCGAGAAUGUCCGUGGGCUGGCGUUUCAUCAACUCGCAUCUCUGCAGACACUAGACCUUUCCUACAAUCGACUCACCAGCCUGGAUGAGAUGGCCUUCACAGGCUUGCACAGUCUUGUACAACUCAAACUAGAUACCAACAGGCUGACUUUCUUACAGGACAAACCAGCAUUUAAGCCUGGUGUGUUUGUAGACUUACAACAUCUACGUAUUCUGAACAUUAAAAACAAUAGCAUGAGCUGUGCAGAGUCAUGUGACUAUCCUGACACAGCCUUUGCUCACCUUAAAAAUUUGAGGGAGCUGUUUCUAGAUGGCCUGCCAAACAAGACCUUUGGGCCUGGAUUCCGUAACCUAUCACUCUUGCACACUCUGGAUAUAGGCACUCAACACGGUGGCUGUUCAAUGCCGUUUCUGGAGAAGAACACAUUUACAAACUUUGAGCCAACAAACCUAACAAAUCUUACUCUGCAGCACUGUAACAUUAAAGACAUACACCCAGAUUCUUUUCUGCCUCUUAAAGUAAUUCACACAAUUAACUUUGAAUGGAAUCGCUUGACCUUCCAGAAGUUAAAAAUUGGCUUAACAGGACUUUCAACUUCCCCUAUUAAAACACUCAGACUGGUUCACAUUGAAUAUUUUGGGUUAGACUUUCGCCUACCUAGCACAACAUUUGAACCUAUAAAAAACACGAACUUGACCAGCCUUGUUUUCCAAGACAGUGGGAUUUCAAAAAUUUGUGACGACUUCAUUAAGUACCUUCCAUCAUCCUUAGAAAAUUUGGAUUUGUCAGAAAACAACAUUGUAAAAGGCAAACAAACCUGGGCUAAAUAUGCUCCUUUUUUGCUAAAACAUUUAGUGAGUUUUAAUGGCUGCUGCCAGGAACCUGGCGAACAAUUUCACCAGAACACAUCUGGUCUCAAAGAAGCAACAGACUUUCAGACUUUUCACUUCUCAUCACAGACUACAGCUUACAUGGACCUCACACAAAAUCUUUGUCCUUCAUCUAACAGACUUACUAUUCCCCUUCCAUCAAAGCUCAGAUACUUUUAUUUACAAAAUAACAAUCUGCAGUUCGGCUGUAUUCCACCUAUCAUUUUCCUUCAGCCAAACAGUAUUUCGCACAUUGAUAUUUCAAACAAUAAAAUGGAACUUCAAGGUCCCUUACUUGGACUCCACAAACUAAGAAUUAUUAACUUGUCAAAUGGUCAGAGUAGCAUUCUAGGACAAAGCUUUUUUCAGGAUAUGCCAAGUCUUGAACAAAUAAUUCUAGCGAAUAACAAUCUGAACUGUCUUGCCAAUGACACUGAAGGCCACACGUUUUCAAUUCCAGGCAAACUUAAACACCUAGAUUUAAGCAAUUGCAACAUAGAGACUUUACAUGAAUCUAUAUUAAAGGGUCAGCAUCAGCUUCAGACAUUAGUGUUGCGCAGCAACAGUUUAAAACAUUGGCAGGUCAAAGUAGGUCACAUGACCAACCUGCAAAAUUUGGACUUAAGCCAUAAUCAACUGACCACUAUUGAAUCAUCAGCACGCGGCGAUCUAGAGGUUGCAAUGAGAAAUUCAGCAUUAAGGAUUUCGUUCUUAGGAAACCAGAUUCAGUGCUCAUGUGAAAACCUAGAAUUUCUAAGAUGGCUGGACCAACACCAAAAAUUUUUCAUUCUCCUUUCCUCAUACACAUGCACACUACUUGGGAAAAAAAAUGAACGACUUGCCAAUUUACCACAUUUGAUAAAAAAGCUAGAACUUCAUUGCCUGCAAGAUAAUAUAAUAAUAGCAUCUUCUGUGUCUUUCGCUGCUCUCAUCCUCAUCAUCACACUUACAGCAUUACUCUAUCGUCAUCGCUGGAAGGUGAGAUUCUUGAAGAAUCAACUGGCUUUAAGACUAAGGCUUUACCAACCACUAACUGAUGAAGAGGACAAUGAUGUUGUUUCCUACGAUGCAUUUUUAUCAUAUGAAGACAGUUUACAUCGUUUCAUUGUGAAUACCAUAUAUCCAAAUCUGGAGCAACAGCGUGGACUUCAGCUCUGCAUACAUACACGAGAUUUUAUGCCCGGCACGGCAAUAGCAAUAAACAUUUACCGUGCAGUUCACUACAGCAAGAAAACUAUCACCUUCAUCACAGAGGCAUACUUCAGGAGUGAGUGGUGUAUGUAUGAGUUAGAGAUGGCCUAUCUGGAGAGUGUUCACACGGGCAGGCAGAAACUCUUACCUGUACUCAUGGAACAGAUUGACUUCACCACACUUCCGAGAGAUAUACAAAAGAUAUUUCAGUCUCUCACCUACCUAGAUUACACUAACAUGGAUGAGGAACAGUUUUUGCAAAGAACAGCAGAAUCAUUACAGUCAGACUGUGAUCACCAGAUGUAAGCAUGCAACCAAUGCUGGGUUGAGGUUCUGGAUGCUCUUAGGAUAAAAACAAUCAUCUGACAUAUUCAUUAAUUGCACCACAAUAAUUUCACAGUAGAGCUUAAAAGCUGAUAUACUUUACACUGUGUGUUUAUUCAGGUAUCCCGUCAUUCUGCACAAACAUACCUUCUUAAUAAAUGCAACACCUUACACUGUACUUACCAGUAUCACAACUUCAAUUGCAAUAUAGGUUUCUAUAGACUGUAGUUACUGUGCUGCAUUGUUUAUAUAUUUGAUUGUUGUUUAAUGCCACACAAGAAUUUUUCAUUUAU